Messenger RNA from Schistosoma guineensis, 4023 nucleotides. The record is from the annotation of a GenBank genome assembly. Lineage: Eukaryota; Metazoa; Platyhelminthes; Trematoda; Strigeidida; Schistosomatidae.
AUGACAUAUAAAAGCUUGGAAACUAUUUGGCAGCAUUGCCCAAUUACUGCUUUAUCCUAUAUUUCAAAAAGUUUGUUGGCUGUAGGCUCCGCGAACGUAUUGAACAUAUACAACAUACACAAAAAAUCAGUGCUGUGUAAAUAUUUGUUGAGGCGUUUCGUCAUAAUGCACAACAUAGAGACAAUACCAGAUUCCAGACGUAACAGUUAUAUCUUGUGCACUUUUGGAAAUAGAUUUGUCACUGUCCUCGGAUUCGAUCUGUCAUCUUCCAAUUUAUCGCUAAUAUUUGAAGAUUAUCAUUGUGAUAAUGUUGUAUACUGUAAAAUUAACUCAAAUGAAUUAUCACUUUACCUACAAACUCUUUCCAGUCAUGGUUUAUUCCAGGUCAUCAAAUUGUCAUGGGAUUUUAAUAAAAAUAGUAAUAACGUUGAUGUCACUUGUGUUCACCUUCAAACGAGUGCUUGUUACACAGGUCAUAUGUUUCAGUACUCAUCUCCAACCUCUUCAUUAUUGUCUUCACCAGUUGAUAAAGCUUUAGUAUUUUGCGGAUCUACUUUUGGAAAUAUUCAUAUCUUUAAAAUCCCAAACGACAAUGUUACACAAUCUUCUGUGGCUCCGAGCUUAAGUCUGUGCGCACAAAAGGGCGUGAUAUUUUCUCUCGAUUUCUGUUGUUUAGCUAGUGAACAGUCAUCGUCUAAAAAGUCAUUCCGUCUGGUCUCAUGUGCUGAAGAUCGUAGCAUCGCUGUUUGGUCGACUUCAGUCGAGUCAAAUGGAGGUGUGAAGGAUUUCGGCUUUUGGGAAUUAGUGUACAAUUUAAAGGCAGGCAGCAUUUUCGACGACAGUGUAAUAUUUGAAUCUAGGAUAUGGUGUGUUCGUGUCGGUGAUUGGGGAAUAGUAGCCACUGGAGAAGAUUGCCGUGUUGUUUAUUAUCAAUGGAACAAAAUAUCACACCCUAAUGUCUUGCGAAAUAUUCAUCGUGGACAAAAUGUUUGGUGUUGUAGUGUUUGGAGCGACAAUACAGAUAACUCGGAGUUUGUCUUAUUGGCAACUGGUGGGAAUGAUGGUGCCAUAUGUAUUCGCGAACUUACAAACUAUCGUAAUGAUUGUGAUGAAUCUGAAUGUAUAAUACUACCAUGCCAUGAAUUUACAACGAAUAACACUAAAGAGUUGAUGAUAGAUUCACAUGAAAUGAAGAUAACAUCUCCGCGUUCCCAGCAGGUCUCUUUCAACUUCAAAGAAAAAGAUUUUGCACGUGUUCUAUUUUUUGGUUCAUGUGGUCGUCUGUUCUACGUAACAAAUUUAGGGCUUAUCUAUACAUAUUUCUAUCUAAAUGACCCAAUCGUUCGACAAGUAUUUCCCAAGAUUCAUCGAAAUUUCGAAGAUGCAAACACUGAAUUUUCGGAAAAACCUAAUCGCUCUAUGGUCUCGUUUUUAGGCGGCUACUUGACGUGUUGUACAAGUCUGGAUCGAUCCCACGUGAUAAUCGGGAAUAUAUUUGGCUAUCUUUUACUGGUUAGGUUACUUGAAGAUUCACCUUUCAUGGAGUGGUUGGAUAUCAUUACUAUAAACGAUAAAAUCAUGAAAAUUAUAUGGAUCAAUUCAUCAUAUGUAAUAAUUGGACUAACAAACGGUGAUUCUUUCAUUAUACCUUUAUUAAAAGUUGAAAAUACUCUUUCAUUUGGUAAAAUAUUCACUAUUAUUCAAGGAUCAAAUAGUUCAAAAAAUAUGAAAUGGUUAAAUACAUCAUCUGAACUCAUUCCUGUUCAUUUUAAUAACACUGAAAUAAGUGAUAAACAAAUUCUUGUGACUGGUACUCGUGAUGGUGGAAUUUAUUCUUACGUUGUAAAUUUUUUAAUUGAAAGCACUAAAAUGUAUUCACCCGUAUGGUUUUUGAAAUCAUGUCAUAAAUCUGGUGGGUGUACAUCGAUGCUUGUGAUUAAAGGACAAUCAGAUUGUCAUCUCUUAUCGUGUGGUCGAACAUACGGUGAUGUUAAAUACUGGUCCAUUCAAUCAAAUGGUUCAUUAAAUCUGUUGGCAACACUCUUAAGAUCUGAUCAUAUAACAUGGAUUGAGAAACUGUAUCGGUCAAUUGAUAACAAAAUUUAUGCUUUAGGGUUUCAAUCUAAGUAUUUCAAAGCUAUCUCACUAAAUCACAAGUGUUUACAAGCAGCUAACCAAUUGGAUUGGUCGUUUACCUGUCCAGUACGUCAGGAUGGUUGUUUCGUUGUCGAUUGUGGUGGUGGUAAUCAUUAUUGGGAUUGGUUUUUGCCCAAUGGUACUACUAUAAAGACAAAUAAACUGCCUAAUUGUGAAAAUGGCAAUUAUAGUUACAAUGCUGGCAUUGUUGUUGAUAAUAGUGAAUCCAUCGAAAUGAAGAGCAGUUCAUUGUGUCCUGUCUUUGCAAGUAUUAAUAAAGGCAAAGUUGUAAUUCGGUCAGACCCGCAUAAUUGUAUAUUAUCAUACAGAGCAAAUAAUUGUAAUUUCGAACCUAUUUAUUUAAAUCUGUCUCUUCAUGGUCAAACAAUUAACACUUGUUUAUUACUCAAUAAAAAUGACAUAUUCGGUGUUCAGAAUUAUCUUAAAGGUGAUUCAAAUGAUCAACACAUUGAAUUAUAUUGUUUCGCUGGAGGAGAAGAUACUUUGAUAUCGAGUUGGAAGAUAUCGUUGCCAAUGAUGAGCACUGAUCCAUGUAUAAAUGAACCGAUUUCCAGUUUCCCACAACAUCAUCGUGGUCAUAUAUCAAGUGUUCGUUGCGUAGAUAUACCUUAUAUCCUUAUUAAUAAUAUAAAUUCAACCCAGGAAACUGUUUCUAAACGUUACAUGCUGAGUGCUGGUGGUCGUGGGCAAAUUUGUUUAUGGCGUUUAGUAUCAUCAAAUGAACCUGCGCUAGUAGCAGGCUUCUUAGGUUCCACGAAAAUUCGACAUAAUGAAUACUGUCGGGUUGGCAAUGUUUCUGACGAUAAUGAUACUGUUCAGCAGGAUAAUGGUAGUGAUCACGAUGAUGAUUUGAAAACUGCUAAAUUUAAAAAUGUUAUUGUAUCAAGUGAUAUGCGUGUAAUGGCUUUAGAUUGUGUUCAAGUUCCUAGACAAGAAGAUCAACUAGACGAUAAUAUACUAGUUAUUGCAGGUUGUUCAGAUGGAUAUGUACGAUUGAUUCAUGUUCAACCAUCGUCUGGAAGUAAUACGGAAUAUCCAAAGUUCUCAGAAAUCGAACGAAUCAAUCCAACGAUAUUACCAACUAACAAAUCAGACAAUCACAUCAGUUGUUGUUUAGAUUUAAAACUUUUGCAAAUCACUUCCUAUCAGAUUUCUUUUGCUAUUUCGAAUUCUCGUGGGGAAUUACAUGGAUGGAUUAUACCAUGGUGUCCUUUGAGAGGUUAUGGUUUUACUGAUAACCACCAAUGUACCAGUAAACCAUAUAUGUAUCACCAAGACAAGGAUAUUGACGGAAUAUUUGGUCUUCGUCUAGACUCUACCUACCAUUGGAUGCUGAACUGCCAACCAAUUCCACCAUUUCAUAUACAAAACCCAUUGGCUUUUAAUUGUUUAACUUCGCCAAUAAUAGAGGUUACUUUAUCUGACAGUAAUACAAUCUCAACGAUUAUUGUAGUUGGUGGGGAUGAUGGUAGUAUUCGUAUUGCACAGAUUCCUUUGGAUAUCUGUCAUUCAUCAAAAUCUAAUGUAACAUAUCCUCAGUGGUCCGCUUCGUGUGUAAAACAUUUCAGUAGUGUUGUGAAAAUUACCACAUGUCCUAAUUUCGAAUUGACCAACGAGUUUUUAUAUUACUUCUUAAGUUUAGCUUCGGAUCAACGAGUGAUUCUAUGGCGUCUAAAUAAAACUUCAUCAUGUGAUUUCCAAUUAAAUGCAACGAAAUAUUUUCUAUUAUGCGGUUUAGGUGAUCCUCAUAGUUUAUCUGUAACCAGUAUAAAUAUUCAAUCUUUAUGUUAUUAUACAAAGGAGUAUAAGAACAAAUGUUUUGUACUUGUUGUUGGUACUGGUGCUCAGUUGAUUCAAGUAUUUUAA